Arachis duranensis is the source of this 1351-nucleotide messenger RNA. RefSeq lists its product as uncharacterized. Gene Ontology annotation, cellular component: chromatin; mediator complex. Gene Ontology annotation, biological process: negative regulation of transcription by RNA polymerase II; positive regulation of transcription by RNA polymerase II. Gene Ontology annotation, molecular function: transcription corepressor activity. NCBI's taxonomy places the organism in Eukaryota, Viridiplantae, Streptophyta, Magnoliopsida, Fabales, Fabaceae. The record is from RefSeq and is a predicted model, not a curated record.
GCUAUUCCCUUGAAGCUGCUUGCUUUCCUUUGAUAAACUGUUGUAAUAAAUUUGGAGCUUAGUCAGAAUUUAGAAUUGUGAAUAUUUGAAGAAAACUCUCAAGUCUUAUUAUUACAUUUUUCUCUAUGUCUUGGAUAAUACAAUCAACAUAGACCCCUUUAUUAAAUCAUUCACAUUUAACAUGUUACUCUUUUCUCUGAAAUUAUUUAUUUAUUCAUUCUUGUUUUUGCAUUGCUCUAUGCAUUUAUGUAUGUAUGUAUACAUAUGCAAAGGUUCUUGAUUAUUUAUUUUUUGUCAUCAUCCUUUUAGUAAAUUAGUUGGAGGGAGGAGGACUCACCAUAUGGAACUCUUUACCCAACAGAAGGUUCAAAGAUACGAAGAAUUCGUUGAUCGUUGCUUGAAACCUGAUCUUCAACGCGCUAUCGAUGAGCGGGACAAGGUCUUUGAACAACAGAAAAUUUUUGCUGAUUUGCGAAGAAACAUUGAAAACCUAGAGAAGAAUAGUGUUACCAGUCUAAGAACUCUGGUCAAUCUUGGAUCCGAGGUGUACUUGCAAGCAGAAGUGCCCAAAACGCAACAUAUUUUUGUGGAUGUAGGGUUGGAAUUCCAUGUUGAAUUUACUUGGUUUGAAGCUUUGAACUACAUACAGAAAAGGGAAGAAACAAUAGCUAAGCAAAUAGAUGAGUACAAUCAGUCAAUCGCAUCAAUUAAAGCUCAGAUCAAGCUGGUUCUCGAAGGGAUUCGAGAAUUACUACAACUUCCAGCUGAGAAAUCAUUACCAGAGCGGAAUUUUUUAUGCUUACUGAGUAUAAUUCCAGAUCAUUCAUCUUUAGUCUCUUUUGAACAAUUGUAAAUUCCGGAUCAUUCAUGUUUAGUCUCUUGCGAACAAUUGUAAAGGAACAAUGCAAGGCAAUGAUGUGAUCAUGUGAAACAGGACAAAGAUUGUUAUUUACCCCAAAUAUUGUCAUUCUAAUUGCAUAUAUUAUAAUGAUUAAAACAUUGAUUAAGAACCCAAAGGGGCAAGUCUGUUCAUCUGUGAUUCUCUUUAGUUGAAAUGCUGAUCUUAGUAUCUCCCAACAUUCUGCAGAAUGAUGCCGAAGUUCUUAUACUUGUAAAAUACAUUUAGAUAAAGGAACUUCGUUUAGUGGUGUGAAUGGCCUACCUAAAGAGAGACAAAAGUAUACCUUUCUAACCAUACGAAACAUUUUUUGACCCUCCAAAAUGUGGGAUCAAGAAAGGUCAAAUUCAGGAAGUCUUUCUUGCUAUUCUCUUUGACCUUAAAUCAGAAGCCAAAUGCCCAGCUGAAGGUGCAUGGCCACGUAAGGACGCCUUUAGAUCCAUGUAGGAUUGU